UUUAAAGCAAUAGGAGCUCCUCUGACGUGGAAGUGACAUUUUUUCUCAAUUUCUUCUCGGUUUUUAAAAGGAAUUCAAGCCUUUAAUUGUAGAUUAAUAAUUUAAAAAAUACUAAUUACGCGAGUUUUAGCCCUGCACUUUGGAUUAACUACGAUUAUAAAAUAUUAUUUGCAUUAUCUAUUAGCUAAGUGGUUUCGAAUUUUCACACAUUACCAACGAAGUGCUGUUCAUAUUGUGAGAAAGUUCUGCAACAAAGCCUCUACACCUUCCGCGCACUUCUUGUUUUAUAUAUUUGGCAAACAAAGGAAAACGCAACUGACAGAAAAACUUGUAUAAGUGGAAAAACAUGAAUCCAAACGUUUAUGGGGCACCACCACAUCAACAACAACAACAAUAUCCGCCAGGUUGGCCACCGGCACCACAACAGCCAACACAACCAGGUGGAGCACCACCUCAAGUAGGCGCACAGAUUGGUGGUUAUCCAACUAGCAAUAUGCCGCCAACUUCGGCAGCACCCACACAGGGUGGUGCUCCUGGAGCACAGCCACCACAGCAAAAUUAUGGGCAAGGACAUCAACCGGGACUGCUCAAUGGCAACUAUCAACAACAGUUAACCUCUGCAAUGGGUGGUCUUUCCAUGAAUGCGUUAAAGCAACCUGCAUCUGGUCCUCCACCCAAUACUCAAUACUCAAAUGCUAAUACACCUGGUGCGCCCAUUUCCGCACCACCCACUAGUAUUUGCGGUUCGGACGCGCUGCCGUUGUCAAAUGGACCCCCAACUGGUGCACAAUUGCAACAACAGCAGCCAACAUCAAUUAAUAAUAAUCAUUUGCUUUCGGGACCCUAUGCAAAUGGGCAAACAGCCAAACCAUCGCAACCCCAAGGUCCAACUUCCAUGUAUCCACCAGCUCCACAUACAGCGACUCCACCUAUGCAAUCCAUACCUGGUGGACCCAACCAGAUGACUGUUAACAGCGCAAGCCUUCCCGGAUUGCCACAUAUGCCACCAAAACCGGCAGCUGGCCCGUCAUUACCCGGACAACCACCAAAUUCUGCUGCGCAACCGUCAUCAGUAGCUGGUGGUAUGCCCCAAUAUCAACAACCAGGUGCGCCCCAAAUGCCGCCUAGACCAGGACAGAUUCCAACACAAGCCAUGACACAGCCACUUGGAGCACAGCAACCGAUGACAGCGCUGCCACCUCAACCGGGCAUGCCACCAAUGCCUGGUUAUCCUCCACAGCCACAACCUCCGGGCUAUCCACCACUGCCGCAGCAGCAACAACAACACGCGGGUUAUCCCGCACAACCACAACAACCUGGCUAUCCACCACAACCCGGACAGCCUGGUUAUCCACCACAACCGCAACAGCCGGGCUAUCCUCCCCAGCAAUCUUUGCAAGGUGGCUACGCUGGCCAAAUGAUGCCACCAACACAACCCGGGCAACCGCCAAUGCCCGGUCGUCCUGGCUUUAAUCAACCACCAGCACCGGGUGGCAUGUACCAACAGCCGCAACAGUAUGCCCAAGCUCAACGCCGUCUCGAUCCCGAUCAGAUGCCAAAUCCCAUUAGCGUCAUUAUCGAAAAUCAACGUAAUGCUGGUGGCCCUUUUGUGACGAAUCAGCCAGGUCUAUUGCCGCCAUUGGUAACCACAAAGUAUGUGGUGCAAGAUCAGGGAAAUUCAUCGCCACGCUAUGUUAGAUCAUCUUUAUACUGCAUCCCUGCAACUGCUGAUUUAUUGAAAACCACAGCUUUGCCAUUUACACUGCUCGUUUCACCAAUGGCACGUCCGGUAGAGGGCGAAUUCGAGCCACCGGUUGUAAACUUCGGCGAAUUAGGACCUAUUAGAUGCAACCGUUGCAAGGCCUACAUGUCGCCAAAUAUGCAGUUUGUAGAUGCUGGCCGGCGUUUCCAAUGUCUUAUGUGCAAAGUAACCACAGAAGUGCCAACUGAAUAUUUCCAACAUUUGGACCACACCGGCCAACGUGUCGAUAAGUAUGAGCGCGCCGAAUUAGUACUGGGUACAUAUGAAUUUACGGCAACAAAGGACUAUUGCCGCAAUAAUACACCCCCGGAAAUCCCCGCAUUUAUAUUCGUAAUUGAUGUAUCUUACAACACCAUCAAAUCGGGCUUAGUGCACCUACUUUGCUCACAAAUCAAGCAAAUCUUAAAGCAUCUACCUAUUGAUCAAGGUCAGGAUAAAUCUAAAAUGCGAGUAGGUUUUAUUACCUACAACAGCACAGUGCAUUUUUAUAAUAUUAAAAGUAGUUUGGCACAGCCUCAAAUGAUGGUCGUGGGCGAUGUGCAGGACAUGUUUAUGCCCCUACUCGACGGCUUCCUUUGUCAUCCCGAGGAAUCCGAAGCGUUAAUCGAUGCAUUAAUGGAGCAAAUACCGAAAAUGUUUGUUGACACAAAGGAGGCAGAAACUGUUUUCUAUCCAGCUAUACAAGCUGGUCUAGAAGCAUUGAAAGCUUCUAAUAGCGCAGGCAAAUUGUUGGUUUUCAACUCCACACUUCCGAUUGCUGAAGGACGUGGCAAGUUAAAGAAUCGUGAUGAUCGCAAAUUACUUGGUACUGAAAAAGAGAAAACUGUGCUUACACCACAGAGUGUUGCAUAUAAUACGUUGGGUCAGGAGUGUGUGCAGAAUGGAGUUUCCGUCGAUUUGUUCUUAUUCAAUAAUUCAUACAUUGAUAUUGCCACGCUGGGCCAAGUGUCGCGUCUAAGUGGCGGCGAGGUCUACAAAUACACAUACUUCCAAGCCGAUCUGGAUGGCAACCGUUUAGUUGAGGACAUCAUUAAGAAUGUAUCACGCCCCAUUGCUUUUGAUGCAGUGAUGCGUGUGCGUACUUCGGCAGGCAUACGCCCGACUGACUUCUAUGGUCACUUCUUCAUGACAAAUACAACUGACGUAGAAUUGGCUAGCAUAGACUGCAGCAAAGCGGUUGCUAUUGAAAUCAAACAUGACGACAAAUUGCCCCCUGAGGAGAAUAUCUACAUACAAAUCGCACUACUCUACACGUCUGUCAGUGGUCAGCGUCGUUUGCGCAUUUUAAAUUUGGCACUCCGUGCUACCAACACAAUUGCGGAGGUCUUUAAAUGUUGCGAUUUGGAUGCCAUGAUGUUGUUCUUUGCUAAACAAGCUUGCUCCAAACUGCUUGAGCUCACACCGAAACAGGUCAAGGAUAAUCUUGUAAAUCGCUCGGCCCAGAUAUUAGCAUGCUAUCGCAAACAUUGCACCUCGCCAACAUCAGCUGGGCAACUUAUACUGCCGGAGUGCCUGAAACUGUUGCCGUUAUAUGUGUCAUGUCUGCUGAAAAACGACGCCAUCUCCGGUGGCUCAGAUAUGAUGCUCGAUGAUCGCUCUUAUGUCAUGCAAUUUGUGAUGGCCAUGGAUUUGAAUAUGUCUGUCAGUUAUUUAUAUCCACGUUUCAUUCCAAUUCAUAACGUAGAUGUGGAUGAAAACGAAUUGCCGAUGUCGAUACGUUGCACGCACGAAAAGAUGAGCGAAGAUGGUGCCUACAUACUCGAGAAUGGUGUGCAUCUCUUUGUGUGGCUGGGCCAAUCGUUACCACAAAGUUUCAUACAACCCAUCUUCGGCGUGCAGUGCACACAGCAAGUGAACGGGGAACGUUUUGCGAUUAUUGGCGAAACACCUUUGGCACAGCGUGUGCGCAACAUAAUUGAUACGAUUAUGAAAGAACGCACUAGAAAUAUGAGGGUGACAUGCGUACGACAGAACGAUAAACUGGAAUCAGUAUUCCGUCAUUUCCUCAUCGAAGAUCGCGGUACAGAUGGCUCGCCAAGUUAUGUAGACUUCUUAUGUCACAUGCAUAAGGAGAUUAAAGAUUUAUUAAGUUAGCUUGUGGGUUGUGAAACAGACAGCAGCUGCAACUGGUCGCAAAGUGGGGAUGGAAAACGAAAAACAACACUAUGCCGUAGCUAUUCCCAGAAUCGGGCACGUUUACAUAGGCUCUCGCGUAAAAGAUGGUAGAUUAUGCAUAAUUACAUAUACAAAAAAAUGCUUGAACGCAUACGCAUACAAUAGACGUUUCCAUAAAUUUAUGGCAAUUAACAUACAUACAUGCACACAAACGAUUAAACUAACUGCAAUGUAAUGUAAUUGUGUCAAUUCACUUAAAUAAGAUUUUGAUUUGGAAUUUGCAUUAUUCCAUCUUUGCACUAUUCAUUCCCUUGCUUGUGCUUUGUUCAUUCAUGUUUAGUUUAGGUAUAUGUUGUGCACAUUUCUAUUAUUAUUAUUUUAAAUUGUAAUGAAAGAGAAGGAUAAAUGUCAUAUUUGCAAAAUAUACACGAAAAUAUUCAAUAAAGUAGUUAAUUAUAUUGUGAAAAAUGGUAAAAAUAUAUGCCAAUGUAUUGAAAUUAAUCACAUUCUUUUCCCCUUUUUGAGGUAUUCACGUAAUGAUGCUGUAUGCGGAUGAGUGUAAAGUUUUGAGAAGUGAUGAAAUUGUGCAAGAACAAAAAGAAAACAACAAACAGUGCUGUUGCAGCAUUGAAAUUAUGUGAAUACCACUAAAGAUAGAUCCUCCUGGAAAAUUACUAAACGAUGAAAAUUAAAAUUAUUUAUUCCUGUCUCGGGCGCUCAUAUCCAAAACGUCACUAUUGACUAAAACAAACAAAAACCUAUGAAAUCCAACUAUAAAUAAAUUUAUUUCUAUAAUCUAUAAUCUUGCUCGUACCCAAUUUAUGUAAAUGCAAAGAAGUUCACAUAAAUUGUCAUGCAUACGCAGUUUUUUUGUAUUCAAUAUAAAAACUAUGCAUGAAUUUGUUUGAGGUUUGAUAAUCUAAGUUUGUUUCAUGUCACUCAGAAACCGUUUAUAUGUAAACUGCUUGCGGUCAAAGGUCAUGGUUUGUACAAUGAUUUGUUUAAAUUUGUAAUUAAAAAGUUGUCUACGUUGUUGGAGGUGGAAAAGUGUAGCGGUGUUAUGAUUAUGGCGUGAACUACACAUACAUACAAACAUUUAAUUAUAACAUAUAAUUAAAAAAUAUAAUAUACAUACAUACAAUUUA
Anastrepha ludens (Mexican fruit fly) is the source of this 5022-nucleotide messenger RNA. RefSeq names its product protein transport protein Sec24C (gene Sec24CD). Gene Ontology annotation, molecular function: SNARE binding; zinc ion binding. The transcript is spliced from 11 exons. The record is from RefSeq and is a predicted model, not a curated record. Gene Ontology annotation, cellular component: endoplasmic reticulum exit site; COPII vesicle coat. Gene Ontology annotation, biological process: intracellular protein transport; COPII-coated vesicle cargo loading; endoplasmic reticulum to Golgi vesicle-mediated transport. Bases 347 to 3856 code for a protein of 1169 amino acids. Lineage: Eukaryota; Metazoa; Arthropoda; Insecta; Diptera; Tephritidae.